This is a messenger RNA of Rhizophagus irregularis DAOM 181602=DAOM 197198, 411 nucleotides long. The record is from RefSeq and is a predicted model, not a curated record. Lineage: Eukaryota; Fungi; Glomeromycota; Glomeromycetes; Glomerales; Glomeraceae.
AUGGUAAUAAUUCCAAGGAUAGGGUAUCAAUUAGCAGUGAUUGUACUUAGUAAACAAGAAUGCACAAAAAUGAUGAUGAGAAUUAGUGCUAUUAUUAAAAAAAGAGAAGGUUUAGCAAAAACAGUGCACUUUAUGAAAGAAGUUAAAACAAUUUAUGAUCAUCAAUUAGUAAUGUUAUGUAAAAAUAUAUUAUACCAAGUGAAUGGGAAUGAGAAAUUAAAGAAAAUUUUUGCAAUUAAAAUGGCACAAGAGCAAAAAAUUAUUUGGACUGCAAAAUGUUUAGAAGAAUAUAAUUAUAAUAUAGGAAAAGAUAAAAAUAAUUGGAUUAAGAUGGCAAUAAAAAUUUUAAAUGAAGAAGAUAUUUACCUGUGCAAUCAUGAAAUAAGAGAUAAAAUACAAAUCACAUUAUAA